GUAAAUAUGUGUUGAUUAACUGAGAUUAACCUUCCCUGACUUUUCUCACACCAAGGUGAGGACCAUGUCCCUGAUUCCGUCACUCUCUCUCCUUCUCAUGAGUAUGGUGGCAGCAUCUUACUCAGAAACUGUGACCUGUGAGGAUGCCCAAAAGACCUGCCCUGCGGUGAUUGCCUGUAGCUCUCCAGGCAUCAAUGGCUUCCCAGGCAAAGACGGGCGUGAUGGCACCAAGGGAGAAAAGGGGGAACCAGGCCAAGGGCUCAGAGGCUUACAGGGCCCUCCUGGAAAGUUGGGGCCUCCAGGAAAUCCAGGGCCUUCUGGGUCACCAGGACCAAAGGGCCAAAAAGGAGACCCUGGAAACAGUCCAGAUUGUGAUAGUAGCCUGGCUGUCUCAGAAAGAAAAGCUCUGCAAACAGAAAUGGCACGUAUCAAAAAGUGGCUGACCUUCUCUCUGGGCAAACAAGUUGGAAACAAGUUCUUCCUGACCAAUGGUGAAAUGAUGACCUUUGAAAAAGUGAAGGCCCUGUGUGUCAAGUUCCAGGCCUCUGUGGCCACCCCCAGGAAUGCUGCAGAGAACAGAGCCAUUCAGAAUCUCAUCAAGGAGGAAGCCUUCAUGGGCAUCACUGAUGAGAAGACAGAAGGGCAGUUUGUGGAUCUGACAGGAAAUAGACUGACCUACACAAAUUGGAAUGAGGGUGAACCCAACAAUGCUGGUUCUGAUGAAGAUUGUGUAUUGCUACUGAGAAAUGGCCGGUGGAAUGAUGUCCCCUGCUCCUCCUCCCAUCUGGCUGUCUGCGAGUUCCCUAUCUGAAGAGUCACAUCACUCAGGCCCACCUUGUCUUUUUACUGCAACCCACAGGCCCACAGUCUGCUUGAAAAGAUAAAUUAUAUCAAUUUCCUCAUAUCCAGUAUUGUUCCUUUUGUGGGCAAUCACUAAAAAUGAUCACUAACAGCACCAACAAAGCAAUAAUAGUAGUAGUAGUAGUAGUAGUUAGUAGCAGCGGUAGUAGUCAUGCUAAUUAUAUAAUAAUAUAUUUUUAUAUACUAUGAGGCCCUAUCUUUUGCAUCCUACAUUAACUAUCUAGUUUAAUAAAUCUGUAAUACUUUCGAUAGUGUUAACUUGCUGCAAUAUGAAAAUAAGAUGGAUUCAUUUUUCCAUUUACAACAAACACCUGUGCUCUGUUGAGCCUUCCUUUCUCUUUGGGUAGAGGGUUCCCCUAAUGACAUCACCACAGUUUAAUACCAUAGCUUUUUACCAAGUUUCAUGUAUUAAGAAAAUCUAUUUUGUAACUUUCUCUAUGAGCUCUGUUUUCUUUCUAAUGAGAUAUUAAACCAUGUAAAGAACAUAAAUAACAAAUCUCAAGCAAACAGCUUCACAAAUUCUCACGCACAUGCACACCUAUAUACUCACUUUCUAGAUUAAGAUAUGGGACAUUUUUGACUCCCUAGAAGCCCCUUUAUAACUCCUCCUAGUACUAACUCCUAGGAAAAUACUAUUCUGACCUCCAUGACUGCACAGUAAUUUUGUCUGUUUAUAAACAUUGUAUAGUUGGAAUCACACUGUGUGUAAUGUUGUAUGUCUUGUUUACUCAGAAUUAAGUCUGUGAGAUUCAUUCAUGUCAUAUGUACAAAAGUUUCAUCCUUUUCAUUGCCAUGUAGGGUUCCCUUAUAUUAAUAUACCUCUGUUCAUCCAUUCUAUUGUUAAUAGGCACUUAAGUGGCUUCCAAUUUUUGGCCAUGAGGAAGAGAACCCACGAACAUUCCUGGACUUGUCUUUUGGUGGACAUGGUGCACUAAUUUCGCUACCUAUCCAGGAGUGGAACUGGUAGAGGAUGAGGAAAGCAUGUAUUUAGCUUUAGUAGAUAUUACCAGUUUUCCUAAGUGAUUGUAUGAAUUUAUGCUCCUGCCAGCAAUGUGUGGCAGUCCUAGAUGCUCUAUGUGCUUGUAAAAACUCAAUGUUUUCAGUUCUCUUAAUUUUCAUUAUUCCUGUGGAUGUAAAGUGAUAUUUCCCCAUGGUUUUAAUCUGUAUUUCCCCAACAUGUAAUAAGGUUGAACACUUUUUUCUAUGCUUAUUGGGCACUUGGGUAUCUUCUUUUGUGAAGUACCCGUUCACAUCUUUUGUAUUUUGUUUAAAUUAGUUAGCCAAUAUUUUUCUUACUGAUUUUUAAGUUAUUUUUACAUUCUGAAUAUGUCCUUUUUAAUGUGUAUUACAAAUAUUUUGCUAGUUUUUGACUUGCUCCUAAUGUUGAAUUUUGAUGAACAAAAUUUCCUAAUUUUGAGAAAGUCUAUUUAUUCAUAUUUUCUUUCAAAAUUAGUGCUUUUUGUGUCAGGUUUAAGAAAUUUUUGCCCAUCCCAAAACCAUAAAGAUAUUUUUCACAAUUUUGAAACCAUGAAGAGAUUUUUCAUGAUUUUGAAAUCAUGAAGAUAUUUUUCCAUUUUUUUCUAAUAGUUUUAUUAAUAAACAUUCUAUCUAUUCCUAGUAGAAUAGAUAUCCACUUGAGACAGCACUAUUUGUAGGAAAGACCAUUUUUCCUCCAUUGAAUUAGGGUGGUGCAUUUUUGUAAGUUAGGUAACUGUAUGUGUGUGUGUCUGUUUCUGGGCUGUCUAUUCUAGUCUAUUUGUUGAUGCUUGUGUCAAACAGUACACUAUUUUAAUUACUGUAUAUUUAUAGUUGUAACUAUAGUCCAGCUUUGUUCUUCUUCAAGUCAAGAUUUACAUAUAAAUAUUAGAAACAGCUUCUCAGUUUCCACAAAAACCUGAUGAGGUUUCCAUUGGGACCACAUUGACUCAAUCAACUUAUGCAGAACUGGCAACUUACUACUGAAUCUCUAAUCAAUGUUCAUCGUGUAUCUCUUUGUUUAACAAGGAUUUCUUUAACUUCAUUGCUAUGUUUUGACAUUUUUAGUUUAAAAACCUUAUAUAUCUUGUUUUGGUGGUUUUAGUGAUUUUAAUAAUAUAUUUUUAAUAUUUUUUCUUUUCUAUUCUUGUACACAGAAAUACAGUUUUAAGUUUUGUGUGUAGUCUUACAAUGUUUAGUAACCUCAAUAAGUUUAUUUCUUAAAUUUAGUAAUUUGUAGAUUCUUCUGGAUUUUGUAUAUGCAUAGUCAUGUAAGCUGAAAAUAUGGCAAUACUUGUUUCUUCCCAAUUGCUUUACUUUUUUUCUUACCUUAUUGCACUGGUUAGCAACCCCAAUACAGAGACCACCAGAGCAGAUAUAGACUCAUGAAAGACAAUAUAAUGAAGUGCUCCAGUCAGGCCUAUCUAAACUGGAUUCACAGCUCUGUCACUUAAUUGCUACAUGAUCUAGAGCCAGUUACUUUGUGUUUCAGCCAUGUGUUUGCAGCUGGGAGAAAAUAAUGAUUCCUAUUUCAUGAAAAUUGUGGGGACGAUGAAAUAAGUUAACACCUUUAAAGUGUGUAGUAAAGUAUCAGGAUACUACAUUUUAGGCCUUAAUACACACAGUUAUGCCACUAGAUAUAUGCUUUUUAAUGCGAUAAUGUGAUAUUAUAAAUAACACGUAUCGAUUUUUAAAAAUUAAAUAAACCUUACUUUGAUGGAAUAAACUCCAUUUAGUCACA
Nomascus leucogenys (northern white-cheeked gibbon) is the source of this 3577-nucleotide messenger RNA. It is a transcript of the gene MBL2, whose product is annotated as mannose binding lectin 2. Lineage: Eukaryota; Metazoa; Chordata; Mammalia; Primates; Hylobatidae. Gene Ontology annotation, biological process: positive regulation of phagocytosis; surfactant homeostasis. The record is from RefSeq and is a predicted model, not a curated record. Gene Ontology annotation, cellular component: multivesicular body; rough endoplasmic reticulum.